This is a messenger RNA of Rhineura floridana, 9799 nucleotides long. It is a transcript of the gene LONP2, whose product is annotated as lon peptidase 2, peroxisomal. Gene Ontology annotation, biological process: protein catabolic process; protein targeting to peroxisome; protein quality control for misfolded or incompletely synthesized proteins. The transcript has 16 exons. Gene Ontology annotation, molecular function: ATP-dependent peptidase activity; ATP hydrolysis activity; ATP binding. Gene Ontology annotation, cellular component: peroxisomal matrix. Bases 169 to 2742 code for a protein of 857 amino acids. The record is from RefSeq and is a predicted model, not a curated record. NCBI's taxonomy places the organism in Eukaryota, Metazoa, Chordata, Lepidosauria, Squamata, Rhineuridae.
AAAUAUAGGACUGUUCUAUGCUCUCCGCUGCCUGCAGGGGACAGUCGCGGGCGCCCAGCUUGCAGCGAUUGGCCCUCGCCGGCUUCCGUAGCGGGGCCUGUAUACAAGACGUGCGGACUUUGACCCGCGGAGAACCCUGAGCUGAGCUGCAAAGAACCGAGGGCUGUUAUGGAGUCGUCUUCGUCGUCAGGCGGCAGCGCCAUCCAGAUCCCGAGCCGUCUGCCGCUGCUGCUGACCCCCGAGGCGGUGCUACUGCCGGGCUCCACCAUGCGCACCAACGUGGACUCGCCGCGGAACCUGCAGCUCGUUCGGAGUCGGCUGCUGAAGGGCACGUCGCUCAAGAGUACCAUCAUCGGCGUCAUCCCGGACACUCGGGACCCGGCCAGCGACCUCGACGCGCUGCCCCCGCUCCACAGGAUAGGCACGGCAGCGCUGGCAGUUCAGGUGGUUGGCAGCAACUGGCCGAAGCCGCAUUAUACUUUGCUGAUAACAGGCCUCUGCAGAUUCCAGAUAUUGCAGCUGGUGAAGGAGAAACCAUAUCCCGUUGCUGAUGUUGAACAGUUGGAUCGUCUGGAACAAUUUACCAACAAGUCUACAUCUGAAGAGGAACUGGGAGAGCUGUCGGAGCAGUUCUAUAAAUACGCAGUUCAGCUGGUUGAGAUGCUGGAUAUGUCGAUCCCUGCAGUAGCUAAACUGAGACGCCUGUUAGACAAUCUGCCUAGGGAAGAUUUACCGGAUAUAUUAACCUCGAUCAUCCGCACCAGCAACCAGGAGAAGCUUCAGAUUUUAGAUGCUGUUGGGUUGGAGGAACGCUUCAAGAUGACCAUACCUUUGCUUGUUAGACAGAUUGAAGGUUUGAAGCUGCUUCAGAAAACGAGAAAACCCAAACAGGAUGAUGACAAAAGGGUUGUAGCUAUACGUCCCAUUCGAAGGAUCGCCCACUUUCCAGGCACUGCCGAAGACGAGGAGGAGGAUGAAGACCAUGAUGACAUUGUUAUCCUUGAAAAGAAAAUCCGAGCCUCCAGUAUGCCUGAGCAGGCUCUAAAAGUGUGUGUAAAAGAGGUAAAGAGGUUAAAGAAAAUGCCCCCGUCAAUGCCAGAAUAUGCCUUAACACGAAAUUAUUUGGAACUGAUGGUGGAACUGCCAUGGAGCAAAAGUACAAAAGAUCGCCUGGAUAUCCGUGCAGCCAGAAUUCUUCUGGACAAUGACCAUUAUGCUAUGGAGAAGUUGAAGAAGAGAGUGUUGGAGUAUUUGGCAGUCAGACAGCUUAAGAAUAACUUGAAGGGCCCCAUCCUUUGCUUUGUGGGCCCUCCUGGAGUUGGAAAAACUAGCGUGGGAAGAUCCGUGGCAAAGACUUUGGGCCGAGAAUUCCACCGGAUUGCCCUAGGUGGAGUCUGUGACCAGUCUGACAUCCGAGGACACAGGCGCACCUACGUGGGUAGCAUGCCUGGACGAAUCAUCAAUGGCUUGAAGACUGUUGGGGUUAACAAUCCAGUGUUCCUGCUAGAUGAGGUUGAUAAACUUGCAAAGAGCCUGCAGGGGGAUCCUGCUGCUGCUUUGCUUGAGGUCUUGGAUCCUGAGCAGAACCACAGCUUCACGGAUCAUUACUUAAAUGUAGCGUUUGACUUAUCCCAAGUCCUUUUCAUAGCUACAGCCAACACUACCGCCACCAUCCCACCUGCUUUGUUGGACAGAAUGGAGAUCAUUCAGGUUCCAGGAUACACACAAGAAGAGAAGACAGAAAUUGCACAUCGGCACUUGAUUCUGAAGCAGCUUGAACAGCACGGACUGACUCCUCAGCAGCUUCAGAUUCCCCAAGAAGCAACCGUGGCAAUCAUCACCCGAUAUACCCGGGAGGCAGGAGUCCGCUCCUUGGAUCGCAGAUUUGGAGCCAUUUGCCGAGCAGUUGCUGUGAAAGUGGCAGAAGGCCAGCACAAGGAGACAAAGCCAGAUCACCCUGAAGUGACAGAAGGAGGAGAGUGUAGAGAGCAUAUUGCAGAAGAUGCAAAACCUGAUUCCAUCAGUGACACAGCUGACUUGGCUCUACCACCUGAAAUGCCAAUUUUAAUUGAUUUAGAUGCCUUGAAAGACAUCCUUGGGCCACCAAUGUAUGAACUGGAGGUGUCUGAGCGACUGAAUCAACCAGGCGUAGCAAUAGGCUUGGCUUGGACUCCUUUAGGAGGGGAGAUCAUGUUUGUAGAAGCCAGCCGCAUGGAUGGGGAAGGCCAGCUCACUCUGACUGGGCAGCUGGGCGAUGUCAUGAAGGAGUCAGCACAUCUUGCCAUCAGCUGGCUGCGCAGCAAUGCAAAGAAAUACCUAUUGACAAAUGCUUCUGGAAGUUUUGAUCUCCUUGACAACACAGACAUCCAUCUGCACUUCCCAGCUGGAGCUGUCACAAAAGAUGGACCAUCUGCUGGUGUUACCAUAGUAACCUGCCUUGCCUCACUGUUCAGUGGGCGGCUCGUGCGUUCAGAUGUAGCCAUGACUGGAGAAAUUACGCUAAGAGGCCUUGUUCUUCCAGUUGGAGGAAUUAAGGACAAAGUCCUAGCAGCACACCGAGCUGGACUGAAGAGAAUUAUCAUUCCUCAAAGGAAUGAAAAGGAUCUUGAAGAGAUUGCAGCUAAUGUACGGCAGGAUCUGAAUUUUGUGAUGACAAGCUGCCUGGAUGAAGUUCUUAAUGCAGCUUUUGAUGGGGGAUUUUCAGCAAAGACAAGACUUGAUCACUUCAACAGUAAACUUUAAACAGAUUGACUGGGCUUGCCCAAGGAGCAGGCUGCAAAAACGGCUGGGGACCCUGUGCUCCAGAAGUUGCUGGACUACAACUCCCAGGAUCCCUGACCUUGAUGGCUGGAGCCCUACACCAUCUGGAGGGCCACAGGUUCUCCGCCCCUGGGUUGUUUGAAAGAACCCUGUUUCACACAGAGGCACACCCAUUGACCUCUGUGUUAGUUACUUUUAAGUAACUUUAAAGGUUAUACAGCUGUAAGUUCUACACACGCUUGCAGCAUUCUGUUUUAUAUAAGAGGUUCUAGUAACUGCCCAUAAGUGUAACAUGGCAUGAAUAAAAAGCAGUGAUUAGAUGUCAUAUGAUACAUUCAAGAUAGGACUGGCCCUGCUCUAGGGAAUGUAGGUUGGACAUAUGAGAGAGCUGCAUCCUUCACAGGGUUCAUUAUGCAGGUGCAAGUUUGGCUAAUGAGGACUCUAUGCACAGCACUGUACAUGACUAACCUACAAAACCAUACAGCAGGUACGGAAGGGGCAGUCUUUCCUACCAGUCAAUGCAUGAAAGGACAAACAGCUUUGCAGCAACCCCCUCUCUGGCUGCAGGUACCUUUAUCUGAGUAACAACUGAAUAUAGAAGUAGCACUACUUUGUAUUACUUGUUUAUGAAGUUACAGGUGUAAUUAGUGUUUAGUGGAAUUUUGUUUUACCAACAUGCGAGACUAGGCAUGAAUUUCAGAUACUCAGUAUGCUCUAUGGAUCAUUUUCCACUACCUUUUAUUUAUUGCUCUUUCAGCUGUUCCUGCCCUGCCCCCAUCUUCCCCCACACCAACCAGACAAGUCUAUUCUGGUCACGAAUAGUACAGGGCUUCUAAAGUCGUAGCCUCAUCACACCAGGAGGUGUGAUCAUCAUAAAAUUUAACCAAUGUAAGAUUGCAAGCGAUACUAGUGGAGGCAGUUUGCCUAAACAAUGUUUGACACGCCCACUAUUUUGUCUGUACACUGAUACUUAUGGAAAGAUGCUCCAAGUUGCAAAGUAUAUGUAUUUAAGCAGGUCAACUGCAAUUUACUUUUGUUCACUCUCAAAAUAAGCUUUUGGAAUCUCCACCCUCACCCCCACCUACAGGGAAGCCUAAAAUUUGGCUCAUAUAUUUAGUACUAUUCUUUUAAAAUGUUUUCAAAGCCACUUGAAAAUUUUCACUAAGGCUGCAUUCCUUUGCAUUUACUUGGAAGUAAGCCCCACUGAAUGCUGUGAGACUUGCUUCUGCAGACACACAUAAGAUCAGGCUGCAGAUUUAUCAUGAAGCCAACUCAAAAUAAUUAAUUAUUCCAGUGCAGCAAUUCUCACUAUGGGUUUCACUUAAUAGAUUUCCACCACUUAGAAUGAGUAAUUUCUUCAUAUUAUAAUGCAAUUGAGUCCUGCAAACAAAACAAUGGAUAUUUUAGAACUCUUAGUAAAUCUUCGCUCACUAACCUUUUACUCUGAAAGUAUCAACAAACAUACAGAGGUGGUCCAGUCAACUUGUAUACAUAGGAUUGUAUCCAACUCAAGAGUAGACCCAUUGAAAUUAAUGAACCUAAAUUAGCCAUGUCCAUUACUUUCAAUUGGCCUACUCUAAGUAAGUAUGGAUCAGUAAUUUGUUAAGAAACAAGAAACAAAAAGAAGGAAUAAAUGGACAGUUCUAAUGGAAAGACGUAAAAGGUGGAGUCCUCCUUGAAUCGGUAUCGGGAUCUGUACUUUUUAACUUGCUCAUUUAUUUGAUUGAUAAGAAUAUUUAUAAACCACCAAAUCAACAUUGUGGUGUGCAGUAAAAUUAAAUCAUCAUAAAAUUGUAAGAUAUAGAAAAAAUGACCUAAACUGAAUCAAAUUCUCUAAAAAUGGUUGGUGAAACAUUUUCAACAGACAACAAAAUAUUGAAAUAGUAGGUGCCUGUCUAAUUUCAAUAGGAAGGGUUACAAGUACUGGUACCAUGAUGCUAAAGAAAGCCUUAGUUCACAUAGAGAUUAACUGGGACAUUUAGGAGGACUUUUCCUGAUGAGCACAGUUAUCUGGUUGGUGAAGGGACAAGGCAAGCUAUGAUAUUCUACUUCCACUGUCAGAGGCAGUAUGCUGAGAAACUCCAGUCCUCCUUGCAGGCUUCCCAUAGGUAUCUGGUGAUGACUGUAAGGAUGCUGGACUUAUAGGCCUUUUGGUCUGAUCCAACAAGGCUGUCCUUAUGUUCUUACACAGUGCAUCCUCACCUUCUAACAAGCGUGCUUUGUUCAAGAUUCUGGACAGCCAUGCUUUAAAUACUUAAAGAUGUUUCGUACUCAAGCAAGUCCCCACUCAUAACCUCAUUUUCUUUUCCAGCUGACAAUCAAUGUUUUAUGGCUACUGAUCAUACUCCAUUAUCAUCACGCUGGAUUUUGUUGGUGGGCUACCCUUUUGGGGGGGGUGUACCUCUGCAAAUGCUACCCUCAUGUUUCUCAGCAGCCCCUUUUUAGCUCCAAUACUGUCAGCAAUCAUUACCGGAGUUCACUAUUAGAGAGACUGAUUUAUUAUUAUUUAUGGAUUUAUACCAUGCCGUUUUGAAAAUAUCCUGACAAAGUGGCCUGCAAAUGCAAACACAGUAAAAAAACAAACAAAAUACAAAUAUUAGAAACAGCACAGCUAGAAAUGUAAAAAGGAGCCAGUACAAACAAUAUGAAAGGUCUUUUAGAGUUAAAAGAACAGAGAGAGGGAGCUUACAGAGGUUCCCAGUGGAAGAAAUUCAAUACCGAAGCUGCCACUGCAGAAAAGGCGUCUCUCAUACUUUUCAAACAAGUCCAGUUUAAACGGAGAGAUGGCUCGAGAUAAUGAUGCUCAGGAGAAGGUUCAUAUAGGUCAGGGAUUCCCAAAGUGGUCUGCAAGCUUCAUUCAGGUUGUCUGCAGCUUGUUUGUAAAAAUGCAAAUAAAAAUUAUACAGCAUCUACCACAGUGCAUUUCAACUGCUACAACAGACAGAAAAAUCAUUAGGUAGUCCCCCAAGACCCUCAGCAAUUUUCAAGUGGUCCACGGGGAAUGCUACUUGGGAACCACUGUUAUAGGUGAAGGCCAUCCUCUUCGUAAAUAUUUUUUUUCCAAACUGAGAACUCAAGCCCUAACAGGGGGAGGAAUUUUUAAUCUUCCUAGUUGCAUUUUGUCCUCAGGCAGGGUCACAGAAUAUUACAUUCCCUGUGGGAUAUAAAUGUUGUUCCUGGUGUUUCCUCUGCCCCUUGUUUUCUGUUUAGUUUUAUUAUUCUUGAAUCCUGCUUGAUUUGUGUUUGUCCGUGGAGACUCUUCCUUAGUUCAAACAGAGAUUCCACAGCUAAUCUUCUCCCUCCUCCACUCUGGCAGAGAAAGCUUUGUGGGAACUCGUGUCCUCUGACCCACACUCCUGAGCAACACAACCUUUUGUCCUCCUGCUAGCCAGUGUGGAGGCACUUGAUGAGAAAAUCCUGCCUGCACCCUUGCCUCUCCUGGAAUGGGAAGCUACACCGCUUGAAGUUCCAUAAUAGGAAGUGACUGGCCAAGGCAGGAAAUGUAACAGAUCUGGGAGGGGGAAUAAACUUCCCUUUUAAAACAGCUUGGUAAGCUCUUCUUCCACAUCAUUGGACCACGAUUCAACAUAAGUUGAUGGGAACAGCCGAGACACUACCCUUCCCAUCUAUGCCAAGUCGAAGGCACAGUAAAGUGAACCUGAACCAGAAGGAAAGUGUUCCCCAAUGAAUAGGUAGAUGGCUGGUUAUAUGGCUAGAGAAUGUUUUGUUGUCUCUUCCGCCUCAGCCUGACCCUGACCCUAGCUUGGCUGCUAAGAAGCAGUUGGCCUGCAAACAUGUAAAUUCAAAAGAUAGCCCGGGGGGGGGGAUUUCAGCCAAGGAAGAUUUCAACGGGCCAUGCCCCCCCAAAUAAACUCCAUAUGUUCAACUAGGGAAGCUGCUCCAAAAUACUAUUCCAAAAUGGAAGAACAAACAAACACACACACAUCUACCUCUUCCUCACUGGCUAAUGGAGAUGAGCUGAAAUUCUGUUCCAUCAGGCUGAGAUGCCAUAGUACUGUUUCCACUCUGUUCUUCCAAGGUGUGUGCAGGCAGUGAUUGUAGGGGGCUCAAGAAUAGUAAGCAACCAAGUAAACACUUCCUUUUUUAAAAAGACAGCCUAGUUGUAUCCAAGUGACUGGCAAUCAGUGCUCUGCAAGGACCAAACAAAGAAAAAAAAAGGCAACACUUUCCCUCCUAUUAUUGCAUGAAUACAUGAGCUGAGGGCAUCCAAGGAUGGGACAUAGGCACUGCCCUCAGCACUGUUCUGCAGAACAAAAUCACUGCUCUGGACUAACCUGCUUCUUUUCACUCUCUUAUUACAUGUCAUACCAACAUAAGCUCCUACGAAACCUCACACCCUCAUGCUAAUAUUUCAUUUCCAUACUCCAUUCCUGAAUUUAGCCCAGCAAGUAAAAGCAGCAAAGGAGAUUCAAACCGGUCUGACUUGCACAUCAAAAGCCAGGAUGUUAAGUGUAGUGUAUGAACAAAGGAUCUGAGAGUUGUUUAUCUCUUUUGUUCUCUCACUUGUUUGACUUUCUGAACAUGACGUUUUCAACCCUACACACACCAUUACUAGGAAGUAAGCUUUACUGAAUACAGUAGGAUCAGUAGGCAGUCUAUUUCCUUCAUAAAAAGGGGCACAGGAGGACAACCUGGAUCUGAUUGCACUGCAUUAAGCCUUAAAAAAAAGGGCAGCAACACUAAUGCCUCACUCUUUGAAACAACCAUUUUUUAAAACCUGGUAAAGAAAUCUGCCUCUGAUACUGCACUGGUGGCUAUCACUUCAAGCUGCAUGGGAGCGAGAAAUAGCAUGACAGCAACAGCAAAAACUUUUUAUUUCAUGAAACUGUAAGACAUUCAUCUUGGACAAUUUACAAAGGAAUUUCAAAAAAUAUUUCUGUGCAUGUCAGCUAGAUUUGCUUUCCAAGUAGGCUAUAUGGAUCUUUCUUUUAAAAAAUCUAUCUGAGACCUUGUGGAAAGGUGCUGGAUAAUCAAAAAAUACACUAGCAGCAUAAACAAACUUGGAACAGCUUCAUCAUGCCUCAGGGCAUGAUUUGAAGGCACAUGAUGCAGCCCACUUUUUUAAGUCAAGCAGGUUUGGUCAGUGCCUACUCCAUGUCCAUCACCUUGAGUUUCAUCAUGGAAGGCAAAUGGGAUACAAAUAUGAUAAAAACAUAAGUGCCCCCAUAUAUAAUACUACCAUGGGGGUUGUUAAAUACUCUGAAAAUACUUGUAACUCAAAUAGCAAAUAAAAUAGAGUACAACAGUUCAGCACCUAAAACCAGCUCAAGUGACUGCGCUAUACGGUCCAAGGUGCCCCCCAAAACCAUUUGCAAUGCUACAGAGAAUAACUACUCACAAUCCUUAGAUCACCCACAGCUGCGAGUUACUAUGCUGUAACAAAAUGACCAAGAUUCCCCUAGAGACAUGCCCUUGGACUGAUUCAAAGGAGUAUCUUAUAAUAAUAAUUCUUGUUCAGCUUCAUGCCUUUCUUAAAUAAAAGGAGGAAAGUGUGGAAAACAUUCAAAACUAAGCUUCAGAGUGAAAUGAGCCAAAACAAGUCAUUUCUGCAAACCUUUUUUAUGCAAAUACAUUGAUUGUUUGCAUGCACAUUACACCUUAGGAACAUCACCACUGGAUCAGGCUGAAUGCCCAGCAUUCUUCUCACAGUGACCAACCAGAUGCCCGUGGGAAGCCCGUAAACAGGACCUGGAUGCAACAGCACUCUCCCCACUUGUGAUUCUCAGCAACUGGUAUUCAGAGACAUACUGCCUCCAACAGUGGAGGUAAAACAUUUGUAGCUAGCAUUAAACAACAGACUUAAUGGCAAAUUUACCUUAAUGCAGCUGCUAAUUUCAUGCCUGCUUUGAAGUCAAAACGCAUUAGUAGUCCAGUCAAUAUCCUGUUAAGGCAAAUUGUAAUCUACUGAAUUCAAGAUUACAACUGUUUACAUAUAUCAUAGCAGCUUUAAAAAAAUUGGCAUGAUCAGCCUUGUAUUUAAGCACUUACUUGCUUGAUAGGCAUAGACAACCGAGGAAUUGCAUGCAGACAAGUGAUUGGGUUGGAGGGACAGACAGCGUCAUCCCUCCUCUACAUGCAGUAAACAGUGGGCUGCCAGAGGAAGGAAACCCCCUCCUCCAGAAAUGGAGCAGGUUGCUGCAGAGUCAGAGCUCUAUGUUCCUCCUCUGCCAGCUUGUGGCAGGCCAGGAACAUUUUUUUGAGGGGGGGGCAUGCUAGUAACUCCUGUGGGCUUACUGUUCCAUCCACAGCUCAUACCGUGUAUUAGAACUCUUUCCUCCCAGUUCCAUACCUGAAUUGUGCUGAAGCAUGCCUUGCAGUUCCUGGUAAAAUGAAGCUGUUUUGUGCCUCACUUAUCUGCCUCCAGUAGCCUGCCACUUCUUAGAUUCCCCUUCCCUCCGCACCGUGCCACUCCUGUUCUUGAACAGAAAGAAUCAUUCCCAUUCUUGCCUUGAUCCCUCUCCCUGCCCCUUUAGAGCUUUAAAAGAACAUACCUUGUCUGCUAUUUUAAAAAGCCUUACACAUAACUUUAAUCUUUCACAAGCAAGUUCUCUUCACUUUGAAUAAUCUUGAAAACAUGCACAGAGUUCAUUUGUGUAAUCCGCACAAAAAUUAACAGAGCUUGAUAAAGAUUUCCUUAAUAAAACAAAAGAACAUCCAAAAGAAAUUUCACAUUGGCCUACAUUUCUGGGAAGGAGACGUAGCUCUCCCAACCAGUAAUGUCCCAAAUCGAGGUCAGAUAAAGCAGACAGGCAUUCAAAGAGUGACCACCACAGCAGCAAUAGGAGCUCUUCUAGGCCCUAGAACUGUCAUUGGUCCUCUUGUGCAAGAACAGGCAGCAUGCUUGGACAAAAGGAUAAGAAACUCUGAGCAAUGUUCCAUUCCAGUCAAGCUUCCAUUCAAUUAAGGCUAAAUAAAUAAAUAACUUGAAGAGUUUUCAGUUUGCCAGGAGUUCUUUUAAUGACAGAAUUUUAAAAAGACCAAAAAACAGCUUAUUUCAACUGCCUCAUUUAAACAAAUG